GAUCCACAGACCAGCAGUUUAACACACUGACAGGGUUGGAUUACAAUGUAAGUUCUUACACCCUGUCUGCCUUUGGGAAAGUUUAUGGAAAGAAAAUCUGAAUUUGAACUGAAGACAGAACACGAAGAAGACUGAAUUGAAGAAGAGUUAUCAAGAAAUCGAGGUCUCUGCUGKAGAAGGCGAGUAAAGCAGGACAAUGGAGGAACUAAAAUAUAGGGGGAAGAAAAGAGAGGCCAGGCACAGGGACACAUGGGAUCCGUUCCAGCUGAAUCCUGUGGGAGCAGAGAAGGAGCAGAAAAGAAGAUGUUUUGUGCUGGCCCAGUAUCUUGUGGCUGUAAUUGUGGGAGUGGCAGUUUUAGUCAGCGCUGUUGUUGCCAAGGGGUCCCUUUUGAUGCUGUCAACUCUGUCAAGUCCACAUUCUUUGCAAGACAAAAAACAAAGGCAGUUCUACAAGCUGAUGCUGGUGUUCUGCCUGGUCUGCCCAAACUUCCUGGUCUUUUUGAAAUCUUUUUGGCGUUGUGCGUUCAAGAGUUUUGUAACACCCAACAUGAGGACCAUGGGACUUAUUUGUACCAUUGAAUGUUUAGUGUCCCUUGGUACUUCAGUCCUGGUUCUCGUUGUCAUGCCUCGGUUCGACAUACUGACUAAUCUCUUCAUCAGUGGAGGAGUCUGCAUCGUGUCUGCAAUAUUACAGAUAGUAUUCAGACUGCAAAGAGAGAAGUGGAAAAUCAUCUUCCCAAUCUGCUCCCUCAUUUUCACAAGUGUUGGUUACGCCCUGCUGGGAAUGGACUACUACGUCCGUGAUGCCAUGUUUGUGAAUGGAAAAGAAAACGUAUUUUUCUUCGUGGCAAUAGGAAUUUUCUCUUCUCUCCUUAUCUCCCUGUGCUGGUGGGAAAACACCAUGCAGGCUACACACCGCAUGCAGGAAACACUGUCAGAACUGGAAGGUUUCAGGGACUUUGUCUAUACAAUCAGCAGCAUUCUGAGAAUACUCGUGAUAGGGGCGGUGUACCUUAUCUAUGACGUGCUCAUUGCUAAAACCAUUGUCUGGUCAGACUUCAAUCUGCAGGGUUAUGAUUGGGAACUCCUACAAAUAGGACUUGUACUUCUUUUCCUACAGGCCUUCUGCGCAGCAGCCUGCCACUGGUUUGGUGUGGUGGCCUGCAAAAUCCAUGCUGUUAGGAUGAGUUUUGCUCUACCUCUUUGCUCCACGGGACCUGCAGUGCUCGGGCUGGGACUCAUUCUUUUCUUAACACAGGCAAAAGCACUAGAUGGCUCAAACGCAGACACUAUCAUUGCGUAUUGUGAUAGCUUGGAGAACCUGAAGAACAGUAACACAACAUCUGUGCCUAUGCUUGAGAUGACCUGGAGCAUCUGCCGGACAUCACUUAAAAGCUCCUACUUUCAAUGGCCUUUUGCCAUGCUGGCACUGGAGGGAGUGUGCAUGUGGUUAGGUUUCGUGACAAGUACCUACUACGUCUGGAAGAUCAAGGUCCAGCGUAUAGAAAGAACCUCUCAGCUCUUUGUCCGGCGGCUCUAUGAAUCUGCUUUCAUUGACCUGUCUAUACUACUCAACACAAAGAUGAAGCUUCCAAAAGCUCAAACCAAUGAGAAUCAAGAUGAACUGCAGAGCUGUAUGAUCUAUCUUUGUGCCACCAUGUGGCACGAGACAUACGACGAAAUGCUGAAGAUUCUUACUUCCAUGUUCCGGUUGGACCGCUAUCGAGGUGAUCCAAAAGARGAACACAAGGACUGUUUUGACUUUGAAUGUCACGUUUUUGUUGAUGAUGCCUUUAUGUCGGAAAAGGGCUCCGAAAUAAGACUGGUCAACUCAUAUGUGGAAGACUUGAUCCAUGUUGUGUUGGAGGUUUAUAGGGUAUUUACSAACAAAGAGCCAGAUGAUGUGUCAAUCAUUGAUACUCCCUAUGGUGGAAGGUUAUUGUUUGUCCUGCCAGAAGGGAACAUCCUAUAUGUUCACCUAAAAGACAAAGAGCGGAUCAGGAACAAGAAAAGAUGGUCUCAGAUCAUGUACAUGUAUUACCUGCUUGGCUGGAAGGGUUACAUUUCCAAGAACCCUCAGAAAAUCCCACGUCUGAAUAACGGCCGAGACAGUUUGACCUCUAUGGAUGGAGAGAUUUUUGUGUAUUCUCARUACGACAAUGACAACAAGAGAAAGUUUAUCCCAGAGGAUAACACAUAUAUUCUGGCUUUGGAUGGAGAUACUGACUUUCAACCUAAAGCAGUGGUUCUGCUUGUAGACAGGCUGAGGAUGUAUUACAAUGUAGGAGCAGCAUGUGGUAGGAUUCAUCCUACUGGUAUGGGUCCCAUGGUGUGGUACCAGAAGUUUGAGUAYGCAGUAGGUCAUUGGCUGCAGAAGACAGCUGAACACGUGUUUGGCUCUGUGUUGUGCAGUCCAGGAUGUUUCAGUCUGUUUCGGGGGUCUGCCCUAAUGGAUGACAACGUUUUGAAGAGAUACACAACAACUGCAACAAAAGGAGCACAAUAUGUGCAGUAUGAUCAAGGGGAGGAUCGAUGGCUGUGUACCCUGCUCCUACAACAAGGGUGGCGCGUCGAAUACAAUGCUGCUUCUGAUGCAUACACCAACUCACCGCAGGAGUUCAAAGAGUUUUACAACCAGAGGCGGCGAUGGGGACCUUCUACACUGGCUAAUACUCUGGACCUUUUGCACAGUGGUAARGAAACAGUGAAGAGAAACCAGUCCAUCUCCGGGCUUUACAUCUUCUAUCAGAUGUUCACCGUCGGAUCUUCUAUUCUGGGACCAGCCUCUGURACUCUAAUGAUAGCAGGAGCUUUUCAGUUUAUCUUCCAAAUGGCUGGAACCCUUUCCAUCAUCAUCGCAUGCAUUCCUCCUGUUUUCUACAUCAUCAUCUGUUUCAUAACUAAAGCUAACACCCAAAUAACUAUUGCUGCCAUCAUGAGUGUUCUUUACGCAUUCCUCAUGACCGCAUCCUUUUUUUCCAUCAUUGGUGACAUGGUGGUGCAGGGGACAUUCUUGACCCCCACGGGCGUGUUUUUGGUGUCCAUGGCAAUUAUGUACAUGGUGACAGCGAUAUUACAUCCAGAGGAAAUGACCUUGAUUAUCUAUGGUUUGAUGUACUUCAUCUGUAUCCCCAGUGGAUACCUCCUACUAACCAUCUACUCACUGGUUAACAUGAACAAUGUGUCUUGGGGCACAAGGGAGUCCAACAAGGGAGAAGGAGAAGAGAAGAAACAUCAAAACAUUUUGUGCAAUAGAGACUGUAAACUCUGCUGCUGGGACAUGAAGAUUCAGGUAACCCAGGAAACUGACAACCUCAUGCUUCAGCAGAUCACGACCAUGACACAGCAAGCAGUUCCACUUUUACCCACCGGCAAAGAUAAAUCUUUACCGGCUGCACCAAAAGGUGAUCCUAAAACCAAAGAAAAAGUUGUAGAACCUCAAAAUCAUGCCGCUGAAAAAAUGAAGGAGGAUGGGUCAAUAGACAGUGACGCUGCAAAUAGCGACAGUGGUAUUGUUGGGAAAAAGAGCCCAGUUCCACAUUUAUCUGAUGAUGAAGAUGAGGAKGAYGACGACUUCUUGCCUGGUGAUUUAGAGGAAGAAGAGUUUCCUGUCCGUGAGUGGGUGGAGCCUGUGAAGCAGGAGUUUUUGAAGAAGCUGACUUAUGCCAACAUGAAGAGAAAUCUACAAGCACAAAUACGAUACACACUCCGCAACAAAAUUUAUGAUGAUGUGUGUGAGGAGUUGGUGCUGAUGUUAACCGACACACUUAACUCAGAGCUCAGARAUGUGGGGCCUGAGGAUGUUUUGGAUCAGCCUAGGCUAGAGGUGUUGCAACAUGAACUGACAAAGCAGGCACGUCGCAUCCUUAAGAACAAUCGGUUGCCAAAAUUAGAAAAGAGAGUUAAAAGCGCCAUUGAAAAAACUCUUGCCGCCCCACAAGUCCAAAGACUAGAUGAGGGUGAGAAGGACUUCUGGGACAAGCUCAUUGAACGUUACCUGAAACCUMUCAGUGAAACAAAAGAACAUGUGGAGCAAGUCCGCAAAGAACUGAAGUCACUUCGCAACAAGGCUGUCUUCCUGUACUUUAUCAUCAAUGUGCUGUGGGUGGUAGCUACUUUCUUCCUGCAGGCCAUUGGAAAUGACAUCAUCAGCAUUAAGAUCCCCAAAUUUACUGCAGAUGGAAAUCAUACUGGAGAGUACCUCAAGGUGGAGCCCCUCAGUUUGAUGUUCCUGUUGUCCUUUGCUGUUCUUCUCCUUGUCCAGUUUCUGGCCAUGUUGUAUCACAGAGUCUACACCCUGAUCCAUGUGGUGUCCUACCGUGGAACAGAAAAGAAUUACGUAAAGAGAGACGAUGAGAACGAACAGGAAGAGUUGACCAUGGAGAAUAUGUACGCCCUUUCUAUCACCACCGAGGACUUGUAACCUGCUGCAACAUGAGAAACUAAAUAUUCUCUUACAACCAACAACUUUCUGCCUCUAAAGCUUGACUCCUUUCUGCCUUUACAACACACCAAUUGUAUUUUUCAUCAUUACAUUCACAGGUUAAAAUGUCCUCAUUUUAUUUGUGUAUAAAGCCACACUUCAACACAGGAAAUAAAAAACUUUUCAUCUAUUCUGCAGCGGUUGUUUUGCCUCACGGAGAUUUAAUUGUAAUCAAUUUGUGAAGGCAAAAUGGCACAAGGGAAAUCAGGUUUUAUAGAUUUAAAAUGCUUUGUUUGGCAAUGCAAAAUGAGAAGGUAGGAGUAGGUCUUAACACAUCAGUGGUGAGAGUGCAGUUUAAAUGAGUGUUUUAUCUAAAUGUGUUUGUGUUUUAAGAUUUGUAUUUAUUUUGUUUGUAUGGAUAAAAGUGUCAUUUUAGUCUGAUAGAGGAUGUUGCAGAUUCUGCAUUCCACUUUAAAGUAAAAACAAAAUUAGUUUCACUGAAAAUCAGUGUCAUCUGUAUUUUUAUUUUUUGUCAUGUAUGUGCAACAUUGUUAAAUGACUCACAAUAAUGGGUUAAAMCUUAAUGUGCUGAAAUGCUCCUCAGAAUCAAUGACAGUACAGUACAUUAAAUAUUUACAUUCUUUGUUGUGCAUUUCAUAGAGUACUUUCAAGUUAACRUUGCAUUAUAUUGAUGUAAUUAUGACUGCUGAUCAUGUCAAUGCACUUUACACAAAGCGAGAAAUUUAUAUUAACCUAAACUAGAAAUUCUGUAAAAUAAAAUAAUUUAAUUGUAUUUGUGAAAUGAACUGUAUGGUGAAAUAAAGUKUCUGCAUAUAAAGGAASUGAAUGUUUUUAAAGGGUGCAURCCUUGCUUUUAAACCUUCWUUUUCACAUUUAAAUCUUUCUGUUGGGGUUUAUAUAAAGAGGGAACUGUAAUGUUUUGGUCUGAACUCAUUGCUGUAGCUCCACAGGCCCCUCUUUCACCUCUGUUCUGAGGCGCAUUCAAGAGCGACUCGUUUUGACGCUGUCUCUUUAAAUGCAAACGAGGCCCUUCGUCCCACUCCAGCCUGUUCAGCCAUUUUUGUAGUUUGACAGCAGAGAUAUGAUCAGACACAGAAACGUAUUUACAAAAAGAUGUCAACAAAAUACUUGCUCAUCCAGCCUUACAUGUUAAGAGUCURACCCAGAGCAAGAGGAUGAUGAAGAUGAGGAACCUGCAGAAAAUCGGUAAGCCGGAAGUCUAUGGUUUUGUUUAGCAGUUCUGCAGCAAAUUAUGUGAUGUUAUUGUUCAGAAAACAACAGGGACUAGAUAAAACUGAACACAAAAUAAAGAAUUUAAUAAUCCAUGCAGCACUUYGGACGAAAUUUAGAUUUUCGGCACUCAAGCACACAGCAAAGCAUAUUUAAGGGCUAAAAAAGUGGAUUUUGCAUAUAUACCUUCUAUUACCAAACUUAAGAUUUUAAGGUCUGAUGCACAAACCUUAAACCUAUUUCAAUUCUAGCUCAUUUUAUUACAAUAAAAAACAAGAUUUCUAACUUUACAUGUCACAUAAGAGAAAUAUCGUCUCAUUUCUUUUAUUUAGUAGCAUUAAAGAAAUAUUUCAUUAGCAUUUAGUUCUGUCAGUCUGGCAAAAUCCAACUUACACAACACUACCAUUUAUAAAACCUCACUUUUGAUCUCGGUCACUCUGACCAGCAGGGUCUUAAACACAUCAGGGUCCUGAUCGCAGACUGCUCAGUUUGACAUCUCUGAAAAGAUUAAACACAACAUGAGUUGGGUAUUUUUUUAAUGAAGGAGUCAUUUCAUUCAAACGAAUGAAGGCAAAACACAGUUAUUAAAUGAGGCAAUUGCAAAGCAAUUAUCCAAUGUAUAUUUGAGGAGAGG
Molecule: messenger RNA, 6308 nt
Organism: Austrofundulus limnaeus
Lineage: Eukaryota; Metazoa; Chordata; Actinopteri; Cyprinodontiformes; Rivulidae
Gene: chs1
Product: chitin synthase 1
Exons: 35
Coding region: 197-4423 (1408 amino acids)
Biological process (GO): chitin biosynthetic process
Cellular component (GO): cell periphery; cell septum
Molecular function (GO): chitin synthase activity
Source: RefSeq, a predicted model, not a curated record